GACACACACUCUCUUCUCUGGAUUUUCCUAUUUGGUUUCUUCUCCACUUCUCUCGUUUUUUUGUUUCUUCUCUCACCGAAUCCCAAUUCUAUCCCCAGCAAAUUUUAUAAGGUUUAGAGCAAAAUUGUGUAAUUUUGCUUGCUGCCACUGAAAAAAUAUCUGGUCUCUCUCUCGGGAAUUUCUCGUGUUUCAACUUUCGAGGUGUUCUCUUUGAUGUUUACGAGGGCGAUUUCGCUCAUUUCUUUUUCCAUUGGAGCCAAAUAAGAAAAGAGGGAGAAAUUUUGGUGAUUUCUAGUAGAUGCGCAGCCUCCGCAAUUCAAGUCUUUAGCAAUUUACAUUAUUUGCGAAAUUAUUCCAAACCUUUUUUAUUGAGGUUGAAAAACUUAUUGAUAUUUUCUCGACAAUUUCUAUCUCCGGCGUUGCCUUUCUUUCCCGCCGUUUUCUGAAAUCUGCCGAAAAACAGUCUGAAAGUGAAAUUCAUCAUUAGAGCCUUAUCUUAAGCUUUACUUUUCAUUUACAAGUUCGGAUUUUUCUCAUCUUUUGCUAUGAAAAAGAUCGGUGGGUUUUCUCGGAAUCUGAAUUCAUCUAAGAACUAGCAGAAGAACGGAAACAGCUAAGAAAAGAGAGAUACUGUAGAAGAUGGUUGCCUUUGGGAAAAAGCUCAAGGAACGGAGCAUUCAAGAAUGGCAAGGUUAUUACAUCAAUUACAAAUUGAUGAAGAAGAAAGUGAAUCAAUAUGGUCGCCAGUUACAAGGAGGGAAUCUAGAGCGCCGCCAUGUUCUUAAAGAUUUCUCAAGGAUGCUUGAUAAUCAGAUAGAGAAAAUCGCUCUUUUCAUGUUGGAGCAACAAGGGUUGCUUGCAAGUAGGCUACUGAGACUAAGGGAGUCGCAUGAUGCUCUCCAAGAAGAGCCAGAGAUAUCUCAGAUAUCUAAUCUAAAAGAUGAGUAUAGAGCUGUUGGGCAAGAUCUUCUCAAGCUUCUGUAUUUCGUCGAGAUGAAUGCUAUUGGUAUCCGUAAGAUACUGAAGAAGUUCGAUAAACGGUUUGGUUAUAGAUUCACAAACUAUUAUGUCAAGACUCGCGCUAACCAUCCAUAUUCUGAACUUCAACAAGUCUUUAGACAUGUGGGUCUUGGAGCUGUUGUUGGAGCUGUAUCUCGCAACCUUCACGAGCUUCAAAACUAUCAAGGAAGCUACUUAUCUAUAUAUGAUCAGCCUGUUCUACGUCUUCAGGACCCUGUAGUAGACUCAAUCAGAGCAGCAGUGGAUAGGCUAACACAUUCAACAAACUUCCUAAACUUCAUGGCUCAGCACGCGUUUAUUAUGCAAGAAGUGUUACCAAGCCCACAAGACGAGGAAGAAACUGGUGAAGAAGAUGGGAGAUAUCACUUCAUGUCUCUCUUGUUGAAUCUGGUCAACACGUUUCUCUAUAUGGUCAAUACAUACAUCAUUGUCCCUACAGCAGAUGACUAUUCCAUGAGCCUCGGAGCAGCAGCUACGGUCUGUGGUGUAGUGAUUGGUGCCAUGGCCGUGGCUCAGCUAUUCUCUUCGGUUUACUUCAGUGCAUGGUCCAAUAAAUCCUACUUCAAACCGCUCGUGUUCAGUAGCAUUGUCCUCUUCAUUGGGAACUUGUUAUAUGCAUUAGCUUUUGACUUCAAUUCAAUAGCUGUUCUCUUGAUUGGCCGGCUUUUCUGUGGAUUUGGAUCGGCGAGAGCAGUGAACCGGAGAUAUAUAAGUGACUGUGUACCGUUAAAGAUCAGGAUGCAGGCUUCAGCUGGUUUUGUUAGUGCAAGUUCUUUGGGAAUGGCGUGUGGUCCUGCACUUGCUGGUCUAUUGCAAACAAGAUUCAAGAUCUAUAAGCUUACGUUUAACCAAGAUACAUUGCCUGGUUGGGUUAUGGCCGUUGCUUGGCUUAUGUACUUGGUCUGGUUAGCUAUUUCGUUUCGUGAGCCUGCUCUUCAGCCUGAGGAGAUUCAUAAUACUUCAAAGGAUUCUAAUAACUCUGAAGCUGGUCAAGAUGUGAAUCUGGAGAAAGGCAUCAAAGAGCCAUUGCUGAUUGCAUCGGAGGAGAUAGAAGAACAGGUUGAAGAUGCAGAAGGGAGCGAAGAUGCUUCUGAGGAUUCUCGUACACCUGCAAACUCCAUUGUAGCUGCUUAUAGAUUACUCACACCUUCAGUUAAGGUUCAACUAUUGAUAUACUUCAUGCUUAAGUAUGCAAUGGAGAUUCUUCUCUCUGAAUCCAGCGUCAUCACAACUUACUACUUCGGUUGGUCCACGAGCUCGGUUGCGAUCUUCUUGGCUUGUCUCGGUCUCACUGUUCUUCCAGUAAACAUCGUCAUUGGAAGCUAUAUAAGCAACAUGUUCGAAGACCGGCAAAUUCUGUUGGUGUCAGAGAUUAUGGUUUGUGUCGGAAUACUUCUCAGCUUCCAUGUCAUUGUUCCGUACACUGUGCCACAAUACGUUUGCUCGGGACUCAUCAUGUUUGUUUCUGCAGAAGUUCUUGAAGGUGUUAAUCUAUCUUUGCUCUCGAGGGUUAUGUCGUCGAGGCUAUCGAGAGGGACUUAUAACGGAGGUUUGCUUUCGACGGAAGCGGGAACGAUCGCACGUGUGAUUGCUGACGUGACGAUUACUGUAGCCGGUUACUUUGGACGGAAUAUGCUUUUGAAUGUUACUCUGCUUCCUUCUCUGGUCAUUUGUGUUCUCUCUAUCGUAGCUACUUGUUUUACUUAUAACUCCCUGUAUUAGUACUCUUAUUACAGAUUUUACUCCGUAUAAACCAAAUUGUUACAAUUA
Molecule: messenger RNA, 2790 nt
Organism: Eutrema salsugineum
Lineage: Eukaryota; Viridiplantae; Streptophyta; Magnoliopsida; Brassicales; Brassicaceae
Product: SPX domain-containing membrane protein At4g22990
Exons: 11
Coding region: 640-2742 (700 amino acids)
Biological process (GO): transmembrane phosphate ion transport from cytosol to vacuole
Cellular component (GO): plant-type vacuole membrane
Molecular function (GO): transmembrane transporter activity
Source: RefSeq, a predicted model, not a curated record